This is a messenger RNA of Emericellopsis atlantica, 1294 nucleotides long. RefSeq lists its product as uncharacterized. Lineage: Eukaryota; Fungi; Ascomycota; Sordariomycetes; Hypocreales; Bionectriaceae. Gene Ontology annotation, molecular function: acyltransferase activity, transferring groups other than amino-acyl groups. The record is from RefSeq and is a predicted model, not a curated record. The coding region runs from base 89 to 1108 and encodes 339 amino acids. The transcript is spliced from 4 exons.
GACAUGUGAAUUGUGGUUAAAUCCGGAACUUUUGAGCGAUCACGGCGUUGAUGAGGUUAUAAGUGGAGAUUUUGCACAUAGAGUCAUAAUGAGUCCGAUUAUCUGCACCAUCUCUUCUCCCCAACCUCGAACAUCCAGCCCUCGAGGACAUGGGACUCGCGAAAUAAACAUGGCAUCAUCCAUCUCGACCACGUCGCAUGUUCCCGAGGGCCUGAUCGCCCUGUUGGAGUCGUAUUUGCCCAACUCGCUGCCCCUCCUGCGGCGGUUGCAGUUCGCGCAGCACGAGGGACGCAUCACGCCCACAGCCCGCAUCAUCUUCAUACACAAUGGUCCACCGAAACAGCCCCAGUACUUGGCUGCUGCGUACGUCGACCUCGCGGGUGGACCGGAAACGCAGAUGUGGCUCUUUUCGACCCUCGAGGUCCAGCCUGCGGCUGUCGACGUCCACGCUGCGCAGCUGCAAGCUCUCGUGGGGGAGAUGAUUGAGAUGAAGAGGUCCUAUGGCAAGAAGCUGUGGCACGAGGAGGGUGUGCUGUUGGGCACGUGCGAAACGGGCGUCAGGAGGGUAUUGACGGGCAUGAAGAGGUUGAGGACCAGGGAGACGGGGUUCUAUGACAAGUGGCUCUUUCAACAGCAGAAUCUACCGACGCAGAGGGACAUUCUAGGGGCGAAGGGAGCGGAGAGGAGGGAAGAUGGACUGGAAGAGGGGAUGAGGUGGGAUGUCGCGAGUCUGGAGGACUGCGAGAUUGUGGUGACUCGCACAGAUAUCCCACGGACAGCGCCCAUGCUGGCCACGCUGCCGAGUCUGGUGAUCCGUCUGGAUGAUGGGAGGCCGAUUGCGUGGGCCUUUCUUGGGCACGACGGGUCGUUGAUCAGCCUUCAUUGCGAGGACUUCCGCAGAAGAGGCUUGGCCAAGCUGCUGGCUGCGAGGCUGAUGAGACAGGGUCCGGGUGAUUUCGUUCGCGACGGAUGGUGCUCGGCAGACGUGUCAGCCUCGAAUGAGGGAAGCAGAGCUAUGUGUAGGAGUCUUGGAGGGAGGCCUGACUGGGAGGUUUCCUGGGUCUACAUUGACGUUACAGAAGAUGGUGUUACUGAAAAUGGCUAUUGAUAAAACCUAGCCAGAUACAAAAACGGGUCUAAAAUAGAACAGCAAGACAAGACUGUGAACUUGAUUCUUACAACUUGCACUGAAGCCAAAUGAUGAGGUUUCAGUCUAGGGUAAGCGAAUGCACGACGCCGGACGUGACCUCCGGCUGCGACGGGUUGAAAGCUCCUCGAUCAUCGAUGUCACUCC